Drosophila serrata is the source of this 3392-nucleotide messenger RNA. RefSeq names its product Xylosyltransferase oxt (gene oxt). Gene Ontology annotation, molecular function: protein xylosyltransferase activity. Gene Ontology annotation, biological process: chondroitin sulfate proteoglycan biosynthetic process; heparan sulfate proteoglycan biosynthetic process. NCBI's taxonomy places the organism in Eukaryota, Metazoa, Arthropoda, Insecta, Diptera, Drosophilidae. Gene Ontology annotation, cellular component: membrane. The record is from RefSeq and is a predicted model, not a curated record.
CACACUGCUCGUAACAUUGCGGGGGAGUUUUCCGCGGAAAAAUGCCAUUAAUUAGCCAGUUUAACGGAUUAUGUGCCGCCUGCCACCAGUAGAGAGCAGAACAUGUCCGCGCCUCGUGGCCACAGCCAACCAAGGAUCCACACGCAUACACAGAAGCGCGAGGAGCAGCACCACCACGUCAGUCGAAGAGGUGGUCGGAGCACGAGGAGUCUGCCCCAGCGCCGCCACUAGCCAUGGAACAGUCCGUGUCCACCAGGUGGCUGCGACGCUACCGCGCCUUCUUUCUUGUCCUGCUACUCAUCGUUGCCAUCCAGCUAUUCCUGGCCUACAAGUCCCUGGACAUUGUCGGCGGCGGUUCUGGAUCGGGACUGGACGCUGGUGAAUCCCCAGCCCAGCCGCCGCCCCCGCAGGCUGCUGCACAGGUACAGCCAGCGGCCAGAACCAAGCUAACCGCCCAGCAACUGGGCUUCCAGCCCGAGUGCGACAUUCUCGCUCGAGAGGCCAUCUCUGCGCUGCAGCGCGCCAAAACGAAAGACUGUCGAGAACAUAUCGCGCAAAUCGCUUGCGCUAUCCAAGCGGGUCGAUUCUAUGCGCCCCAACUCCGGAGCAGCUGUCCCUCGGGCAACCACACGGCAAAUGUAUCGCUGGGCUGCUACAAGGACGAGAAGGACCGCCGCCUGCUCGCUGGAUACUACAGCAGCUCGAAGACCUCAAAUUCACCAGCCAUAUGUGUAGAGCUGUGCCUGCAGAGCGGUUAUCCGUAUGCGGGUGUCCAGUACGGACGGGAGUGCUUCUGCGGCUUCGAUACACCGCCGCGGGCCGCCAAGCUGCCGGACUCUAGCUGCAACACCAAGUGCCUGGGCAACCCCAAGGAGAUUUGCGGCGGCUUCUAUGCCAUGAAUAUCUACGAGACGGGCAUAGCCAAGUUCACUGCCCAACUGGCGGCAACCACAACUCCACCGGCGGGUGUGAAACGCGUGCGGAUCGCAUUUCUGCUGACGCUCAACGGACGAGCGCUGCGUCAGGUGCAUCGUCUGCUGAAGGCGCUCUACGCUCCGGAGCAUGUCUACUACAUACAUGUGGAUGAGCGCCAGGAUUACCUCUACCGAAAGCUGCUAGAGCUGGAAACAAAGUUUCCCAACAUACGACUCGCCCGCAAACGCUUCUCCACGAUCUGGGGCGGAGCCUCGCUCCUCACUAUGCUGCUUCAGUGCAUGAAGGAUCUACUGCAAUCCAACUGGCACUGGGAUUUUGUAAUCAAUCUCAGUGAGAGCGAUUUUCCCGUGAAAACACUCGAUAAAUUGGUGGAUUUCCUGAGCGCUAAUCCAGGAAGGAAUUUUGUUAAAGGCCACGGCCGGGAGACUCAAAAAUUCAUCCAGAAGCAAGGCUUAGACAAAACUUUCGUGGAGUGCGACACGCACAUGUGGAGGAUAGGAGAUCGGAAACUGCCGGCGGGCAUUCAAGUGGAUGGCGGUAGUGAUUGGGUUGCACUGUCACGAGCUUUUGUGACCUAUGUUACCGAUCCCAAAGAGGAGGAUGAGCUUCUACAGGCCCUUCUUAAGCUAUUCAGACACACUCUCCUACCUGCGGAGUCCUUCUUCCAUACAGUGCUCAGGAAUACCCAGCACUGCACGAGUUACGUGGACAACAAUCUUCAUGUGACCAAUUGGAAGCGAAAGCAAGGAUGCAAAUGCCAGUAUAAACACGUUGUGGAUUGGUGUGGCUGUAGCCCGAACGAUUUCAAGCCGGAGGAUUGGGCCAGGCUGCAGGCCACGGAACAAAAAUCAUUGUUCUUCGCCCGCAAGUUCGAGCCGGUGAUAAACCAGGCGGUGUUGCUGCAGCUGGAGGAGUGGCUGUACGGCCCAUACACCAGCGAGUACGCCAAUCUUCACGGCUACUGGCAGUCCCUCUAUCAUCACGAGGAUGUUCAUGGAUCUGGUGAUGAUCUGGCUAGGAGCAUAGGCGACAGCGUUAUGCGAUUAUCUGCACGCCAGGCCAAACUAGAUGCCCUGGAGCUAAUAGAACUCACUCACUACCUUCAUCGCGAUCAGUACAAAGGCUUUGUGGUCCGGUACAGAGCCAGAAAGUUAUCUGGACAACCACUUCAUUUGGAGACACGAGUGCGUCCCGUGCAACAGGGCAAGCUGGCGAGGAAUGCCCGUUUCAGCAAGAGAUUGCGCAACUUUGAGGUCUCCACGGACUUUGAUCAAAAGGAGCAGGUGGCCCGAAACUUUGCGAAGCUCUUGGGUCCCCAAAGUGAGCUCCUCCUGAGCUAUACACUCCAAGCCACAUCGGACACGGGUGCAGCUUCCCACUCAUACAACCUCACACUGCUGUGGAUCGAUCCUUUGGGUCGCCUGCAGGACUUUAAUGAGCUGCAUGUGGAGGACUCUUCCAGCGAUGUGAUCAAUCACUCGAAAACCCUGCUCAAACACCCCCUCACACCCGGCAUCUGGACAGCCAAGUUAAUAGGACGUAGCUCCAUCUAUGCGCAGCUCAAAUUCCUAAUUUCCCCGCUCGCCUACCACAGGGGCUAUCCCCUGGAGAAUUCGUCAGAGGCAGAGCAGCUCAAUGCAGGCCUAACAGUAGCCCUUCCCGAAGAUUUCGAAGUGCCCGUUGAGUGGCAACAGUACCUUCAUACUGACGACGAACAGUUCAUUCUUCGCGAAGAAUCCCUGGCCAAGGGGAAAAUGUUGGGUCAGGAGCUGCACAGUUGGAUUGACGGAUUGGUGGCAAAGUUCUUUCAACUUCGCGAGAGCUGCGUGGUGGAGAGCGAUGUCGCCGAUGUGUCCCUCCCGCUGUGCAGCGACGUUUCGUGGAGCUCCUUGGCUCCCGAUCCCAAAAGCGAUGUAGAUGCUCUGCUUAAAUGAGAGCCAUUGCCAGCCAUUGAUCAAUAUUUGUUAUUAAUUCUCUAGUGUAAAUAUUUGCCAGGAUCUAACCACUUUUUAUAGCUCUUUUUCCUUCUCCUCGAUGUUCGUUUUUCUGUCUUUUAUAGAUUAUUGUGAUAAUUGUGAACUAGUGCAACCAAGCGCCAUCUUGACUGGACGUGGUUUUCCACCGCUCCACAUUUAAUUUGAUUUUUAAUAGUAACAAUAAUUGAGCAUAGCAUUUUGCCGUUUAGCCACGUAAGUUAGAGAUUCGAUCGCCUUGUAAAUACGCAACGCACACUGGACACCAAAUGAACGCAUUGCAGCCAAAUAUCGUGGAGGCAAUCCAGAGUUAGCUGUACAUAAGGUUAGCUAGACGCAAUAUUCCUUAACUAAGUCAUAAGUUAGGGCACACCACCAGAUAGCAAUUGAUUGGAAUAGCUGCAUUUGCAUUCACAGUUUUCUUCGAUUUUUUGAUUCACAUAUCAAGUUAUCCAAAAUAAUAAAUGAGCAAUUCUACGUGUA